AAGCAAGGACAGCCUUUUAGGCAAAUCUCACCUGUCAUUUCCUCCACAUAUCUCCUCUUUCUCUCUUUGGGGAGAAUGCUUGGAGGGGAGAAAGAUAAUAAGGCUUUGACCCCCAAACUUCUCUCUUUCUUUUGCACUUCUAACCAACUCAUCUCUGAUCUCUUCAUCAUCUAAUCUAAUUCUUUCUCGCCAAUUUUUGUUGAGUUAGAUGAGGAAGCUUUGUCCAAAUGCUGAUAAGGAAGAUGGCCUUGAGACAGUUCUCGAGAUCCCGAUACCAGAAGAGAUGUUCACAGGCAUGGGCAGCAACAUUCAACUGCGUUUGCAAAACAUGGCAGCAUGGAUGAAGGCCCAAACUUCAGAUAAGUGGUCGCAGCCGGCCAUUGCUGGACGUAUCAACGAGCUACGCUUUCUUCUUUAUCUUGUGGGUUCUCCUCUUAUCCCUCUUCAGGUGCAGCUUGGCCACUCUGUUUACAAGACGGUGAAAGAUAGUUCCAUUCAAGCUUCAACAGCAAAAUAUAUUGUGCAACAGUACUUAGCAGCCACAGGGGGCAUGCAGGCGGUGAAUGCAGUGAACAGCAUGUGUGUCACAGGUCAGGUGAAAAUUACAGCAUCAGAAUUUCACCAAACUGACAACAACACUGAUGUGAAGAGCAGCGAGGAAACAGGCGGCUUUGUUCUGUGGCAAAAGGAUCCAGAUUUAUGGAGCUUAGAGAUGGUGAUAUCAGGUUGCAAAGUCAUCUGUGGAAGCAAUGGGCAGCUUUCAUGGAGGCAUUCCUCUAAUCAACAAACACCUGCCUCAAAGGGUCCUCCAAGACCCUUGCGCCGUUUUCUACAGGGAUUGGAUCCAAGGUCUACGGCCAAUUUAUUUAUAGACGCAACAUGCAUAGGAGAGAAAAUUAUAGGUGGAGAGGACUGUUUUAUACUCAAGCUGGAGACAAGUCCAGCUAUUCGUGAGGCACAAAGCGGACCAAACUUUGAGAUAAUCCACCAUACCAUAUGGGGUUACUUCAGCCAGAGGUCUGGUUUACUGGUUCAGUUUGAGGACUCAAGGUUGUUGAGGAUGAGAACCAAAGAUGAUGAUGAUGUCUUCUGGGAGACUAGCUCGGAAUCAGUGAUGGAAGAUUACAAGUAUGUUGAUGGAGUUAAUGUUGCACAUAGUGGUAAGACUCGCGUAACAGUUUUUAGAUAUGGAGAGCAAUCUGCAAACCACAAGAGGCAGAUGGAAGAGAAAUGGAAGAUUGAAGAUGCAGAUUUUAACGUAUGGGGUUUGUCAAAGGAUCACUUUCUGCCACCUUCCGACCUGAAAAAAGAUUGAAAUAGAUUAGAGCAGAGGAUGAUAGUAUUUGCAAUUUUUUUAUUUUUCUACAAGAACACCAAAAGAAUGUGUAAAUAUUAAAGAAUCUUUGGUGAAACAUUCUGAUUAAGCUGCAGUAUUGUACUGAUCUUAAUCUGCCCUUAAUUAAUCCAUUUUUAUAAU
Rubroshorea leprosula is the source of this 1477-nucleotide messenger RNA. NCBI's taxonomy places the organism in Eukaryota, Viridiplantae, Streptophyta, Magnoliopsida, Malvales, Dipterocarpaceae. The record is from the annotation of a GenBank genome assembly.